CUGGGCUCCCACACCCUGCUCAGCUCCAUUGGUGACCUGCACCGCCAGCGCCGCAAGAUCCUGGCCAGAGUGUUCAGCCGCGCCGCCCUGGAGAGCUACCUGCCACGGAUCCAGAAGGUUGUGAGCUGGGAGCUGCGGGGCUGGUGCAUGGAGUCGGGCUCCAUCGCAGUUUAUUCCUCCACUAAAACCUUAACUUUCCGCAUUGCAGCUCAGAUUCUGCUGGGGCUCUGCCUGGAGGAAAAGCAGUUCAAGGACCUGGCCAAAACUUUUGAACAGCUGGUGGAGAACCUCUUCUCCCUGCCCCUCAACAUACCCUUCAGCGGGCUGCGCAAGGGAAUCAAAGCACGGGACAUACUACAUGAGUUUAUGGAGAAGGCUAUACAGGAAAAACUGCAGAGAAACAACCCAGAAGAUCACAGCGAUGCUCUGGAUUUCAUAAUAAACAGUGCCAAGGAGCACGGCAAAGAAUUCACCAUGCAGGAGCUAAAGGAGUCAGCGAUUGAGCUCAUAUUUGCUGCUUUUUUCACCACGGCUAGUGCCAGCACCUCUCUGAUCCUCCUGCUACUGAAGCACCCCUCAGUGAUUGAAAAAAUAAGGCAGGAGCUGAUGUCCCACGAGCUGUACCAGCAGUGUGAGCGCUGCCCUGUGGCACCCUGCCCGGACACCCUGACGGCCCAGAGCAGGGACAGUGAGAAGCCACUUCUCCGCCCCACGGCCAAAGAUGCUCGCGAGGACCAGAGCCAGCCCCCAGGCCCAACGGAGGAAGGUUCUCCCCAGCCCCAUGCCCCACGGGAGCCCACCCUCCCCCAGAGCAGUCCCUGUGCUGGUCCCCAGCUCCGAGCGCCGUCAGGGCAGAGCUGUCACUGCCCCUCGGACAUAAGCCUGGAGAAGCUGAGCCGCCUGCGCUAUCUGGACUGUGUGAUUAAGGAGGUGCUGCGGGUGCUGCCCCCCGUCUCCGGAGGCUACAGGACGGCAUUGCAGACUUUCGAGCUGGAUGGCUACCAGAUCCCCAAAGGCUGGAGCGUCAUGUACAGCAUCCGUGACACGCAUGAGACAGCUGCCGUCUACCAGAGCCCCCCCGGCGGCUUCGACCCAGACCGCUUCGGUGCUGCCCGGAUGGAGGCCGCGGGCCGCUUCCAUUACAUCCCCUUCGGUGGUGGGGUGCGGAGCUGCAUCGGCAAGGAGCUGGCGCAGACCAUCCUCAAGCUGCUAGCCAUCGAGCUGGUCAGCACGGCCCGCUGGGAGCUGGCUACCCCCGGCUACCCUGCCAUGCAGACCGUGCCCAUUGUGCACCCAGUCGACGACGGGCUGCAGCUCUACUUCCACCCCUUGCAGCCCAGCUGUGGCAGCGAGGCCUGA
Messenger RNA from Fulmarus glacialis (Northern fulmar), 1359 nucleotides. RefSeq names its product cytochrome P450 26C1. Lineage: Eukaryota; Metazoa; Chordata; Aves; Procellariiformes; Procellariidae. Gene Ontology annotation, molecular function: heme binding; oxidoreductase activity, acting on paired donors, with incorporation or reduction of molecular oxygen; iron ion binding. The transcript has 5 exons. Gene Ontology annotation, biological process: sterol metabolic process. The record is from RefSeq and is a predicted model, not a curated record. The annotation marks the transcript as partial.